Messenger RNA from Tripterygium wilfordii, 753 nucleotides. Its product is annotated as ribonuclease S-F11-like. Bases 1 to 753 code for a protein of 250 amino acids. Gene Ontology annotation, cellular component: extracellular region. The transcript has 3 exons. Gene Ontology annotation, molecular function: RNA binding; ribonuclease T2 activity. Gene Ontology annotation, biological process: RNA catabolic process. The record is from RefSeq and is a predicted model, not a curated record. NCBI's taxonomy places the organism in Eukaryota, Viridiplantae, Streptophyta, Magnoliopsida, Celastrales, Celastraceae.
AUGGUGAGAAAAUCUCAUGUUGAUUAUCUCCUCCUUAACAUUCUUGCAAUCACAAUCAUUUCUUUAGCAUUUCAUACAAAAGCACUGAGAACGGGUCGCUAUAACUUCUAUAAAAUUCUUCUUCGAUGGCCCGAAUCAUUUUGCAAUACUGGCAAUUUUACCUGCGAAAGACCGAUAAGUAAUUUCACUAUUCAUGGACUUUGGCCAAUGUAUUGGGGAGAUCAUUCAGUACCUUCUUAUUCUACUCAAAAUGGAUGCACUCGUACCAUACCAAGACUUCCAGAUGAAAUUACGAGAAGACUAUUAGUUUCAAUACUACUUGAUAUGGACAAAUAUUGGCCCAAUGUCAAGUAUCAUCGAUACUUUGCACAAAACGAACACUUUUGGCAGUACGAAUGGGAGCAACAUGGGAUGUGCUUUGACCAAUCUAAUUAUCCAAUAUAUUAUUUCAAUACCACCUUAAAUUUGAUAAGACGGUUUAAUUUGCUUGAUCUCUUGAUUACAGGAGGUAUUAUUCCGAAUAGUUAUCAUGGAUACGAUGUUUCUUCUAUCGCUGAUAUCGUUGAUAACUUUUUGCAAGUGCAAGUUGAAAUUCGUUGCAACGAAGACGAUCAAGGAUUGAUACAAUUAUAUGAGAUUGCAAUAUGCCACCUUAGAAAUGAUACUCUUACACCAUGCCCUUAUCGGUUUACUAAUUGUGGGGAAUCUGAUCAUGAAGAAGUUCGAUUCCCCAACCCUUUUAGAAAUAUUUGA